Molecule: messenger RNA, 1935 nt
Organism: Salvia hispanica
Lineage: Eukaryota; Viridiplantae; Streptophyta; Magnoliopsida; Lamiales; Lamiaceae
Product: putative WD repeat-containing protein C17D11.16
Biological process (GO): rRNA processing
Cellular component (GO): nucleus
Molecular function (GO): protein binding
Source: RefSeq, a predicted model, not a curated record
AAUCAAAACCAGGAAGAAUCCCUAAAUCAGAACCGCCGCUUUUCUUCUCAUCUUCUGUCGCCGCUUUUUCUCCGGCCAACGCUAUCAACAAUGAUUGCUGCAAUCUCCUGGGUUCCGAAAGGAUUCGCUAAUUCAGUACCCACCGCAGCAGACCCUCCUUCCAAAGAAGAAAUCGAAGAGAUGGUAAAGAGUGGCCUUUUGGAUACUCGCGAAGGGAGUGAAUAUGAUGAGGAUAUGAGUGAGGAUGAGCUCGGUCAAGAUGAUGAUCUUUCUAAUGCAUUAUCUGCUGCUAAUGCACUUGGAAAAGCUAUCAAGACUGGAAACCCGGAGGCCGACAGCUUGACAGAAGCACUGAAGGAGCUAGACAUGGAUAAUUAUGAUGAAGAAGAUGAUGGUGCUGAGCUGUUUGGAUCUUCCAACUUAUACUAUGCAAGUAACAAAAUGGACCCUUAUUUGAAGGAUGGUGAUGAAGACUCUGAAGAGGAAGAGGAUAUGACCAUAAAACCAGAGGAUGGUAUCAUAGUGUGUGCCAGGAAUGAGGAUGAUGUCAGCCAUCUCGAGGUUUGGAUAUUGGAAGACCCUUCAGAUGUUAAUUCAAACAUGUAUGUACACCAUGAUGUUGUCAUUCCAGCGUUUCCCCUUUGCACAGCUUGGCUUGAUUGUCCCAUCAAAGGUGGAGAAAAAGGAAACUUCAUUGCGGUUGGGUCAAUGGAACCAGCUAUUGAGAUAUGGGACCUUGAUAUAAUGGAUGAAGUCCAGCCAUCUGCUACAUUAGGUGGCGUUGCGGAAAAGAAGAAAAAAGGAAAGAAGAAAUCUAUUAAAUAUAAGGAUGGCAGCCACACAGAUUCAGUUCUUGGACUUGCUUGGAACAAGGAGUAUAGGAAUAUUCUUGCAAGUGCAAGUGCAGACAAAUUGGUUAAAAUCUGGGAUGUGGCAACUGAAACUUGUAACCUGACUUUGGAUCACCAUACAGACAAGGUUCAAUCAGUUGCGUGGAAUCAUUUUGCACCGCAAGUUCUUCUCAGUGGAUCUUUUGAUCACACUGUGGUUAUGAAAGAUGGCCGGCAACCUGAACAUAGUGGAUUUAAGUGGUCUGUAGCUGCUGAUGUUGAGAGUGUGGCAUGGGAUCCACACACAGAGUACUCAUUUGUGGUCAGUCUGGAAAAUGGCAUGGUUUCUGGCUUUGAUAUCCGUAAUGCUAGCUCUGAUCCGUCAUCUCAGCCCAAGCCACGUUUCACUCUCCAUGCGCAUGACAAAGCAGUUUGUGCAAUCACAUAUAAUAGCUUAGUUCCAAAUCUUCUUGCUACUGGCUCAAUGGAUAAGAUGGUUAAGCUCUGGGAUUUGUCAAGCGAGCCGUCAUGUAUUGCUUCCAACAAUCCGAAAGCUGGUGCCGUGUUUUCCAUUUCAUUCUCUGUAGAUUGUCCUUUUACACUGGCCGUUGGAGGUUCUAAGGGAAAAUUGCAGAUGUGGGAUAUAUUAUCUGAUGCUGAGGUUUCUAGAAGAUAUGGGAAAUAUGCGGCCCGAUCCAAGCCUCCCCCUCCGAGCUCUUGAAACAUAAAUUGGAACUUGAUCGAUAUCAACAAAUGUGAUGAUUUAUGUGCAGAUUGAGGGUUGAUGUGAUUAGAAACGCAGGGUGAAAUUUUGCAAGGCUAGGGAAAUGUGUGAGCUUCUAACUCGCAACGGCAUAAAAUGCUCUUACGACACACAGGUGCACCGUUUUUUGAGAUCUCCUACUGCUAGAAAAUAGUUCGCAUAGCAUGAAGUUUUGUUAGUUGUUUAGGAUGGUGUUGGUUGAACUGUUUGACAAAGAUUGCUUGAGAAUGAUUAUCUGUGUAAUAUCUUGGAAAAAUGACUACUAAACUCAUGUUUCUUGGAUUAUGCACAAAAGAGAGAUGGAGUUAGGAUAUUCCAUCUCUUCUUUAUUUAUGUUUUUUA